AUGUCCCUACAACCGAUCCUGCGGCGGUCCUUGGCCGUGCCCGUCGCGAAUGGGACCAAGUCGUUUGUGCUGCCGUGUAAGAAGGUACAUCGAGAGUGUGGCCUGCCCCUUUGCUCGUCGUCAACUUCGACAUCGUGCUCUUCCUCUUUGCGAAACGCGACUCCUCUGUGGUUGCGCAUCGCAGACAAUCGAUACCCUCUCCACCCUACUCACCCAAUCGCUUCACCUCCAACAGGUCGUCUUCGAAUACUGCGAGACAUGGGGUUCGAACCGAGGGAUGCGAGAGUUCCUCGCGAACGGGCCGAUCGUCUCAUUCGCUCGAAAAUACCCUGGGGUUGAGAUGGUCGUGCAGAGGGUCGAUAACCGACAUCCCCAUCUGAGAGCAGUUUAUGGUCAGUGGACGAAGCCGCCCUUCACUGAAUCGGCCUGGAUCGUUGGACUGAGACGACUCUCCUCCCCGACGUUCCUCUUUUCUUUCCAGUCAACGGUCGGGACAAAGUCAUCUGCGUGCGUUCCUUACCACCCCCUUCGAUUGGCGCCAAAUUGCAGCUGCUGCUCGACUCGUCGGGAAGCAAGAUCACAACAUUGAAACGACCCAAGGUCGAGAGUUCGAACGAGAGUGUCAGGGGGAUCUGGAGCGCGUUCCAUGACGAGGCGAAUCAGACGACGUUGAGGAGGAAGGCUUGA
This is a messenger RNA of Microbotryum saponariae, 687 nucleotides long. The record is from the annotation of a GenBank genome assembly. NCBI's taxonomy places the organism in Eukaryota, Fungi, Basidiomycota, Microbotryomycetes, Microbotryales, Microbotryaceae.